CAGGAUCAUGUCUCCGCCUCCUCAUUACUUAAUCUUCUCUGGAUGCCUAUUUCUACUGCUCCUACAACAGCUCUUUCCCGUCUUCCAAGCUGAUGAUGUUGGCACAGCUGCCCGAUACGGCCCUCCGUACAUACCCACAGUUUGUUUUGGAAACGACGAGGGACAGUUCCCGACGAGCAACCUGUUCGCGUCGGCCGGCGAGGGGAUAUGGGAUAAUGGUGCUGCUUGCGGGAGACAAUACUUGGUGAGGUGCAUCAGUGCUGCAGUUCAAAGAACCUGCGUUCCAGGUGAGACCAUUCAGAUAAGGAUUGUGGAUCGUGCGCUCACUUCGGUUUCUAGGCCAAUAUCCAAGGAUGCCGCCACCAUUGUUCUUUCCACCACUGCAUUUGGUACAAUCGCCAACCUUUCGGCUACCUUCAUCAACAUCGAAUUCCAACAGGUUUGAAGGGCAGGGGACAUGAUACUCUAUGAAUUGAUUCAUCAAAUUACCGCAGAACCUGACUGUCCUGAGAUCUAUAGUUUUGAAGUCA
Juglans microcarpa x Juglans regia is the source of this 530-nucleotide messenger RNA. Its product is annotated as EG45-like domain containing protein. The record is from RefSeq and is a predicted model, not a curated record. The transcript is spliced from 3 exons. Bases 8 to 445 code for a protein of 145 amino acids. Lineage: Eukaryota; Viridiplantae; Streptophyta; Magnoliopsida; Fagales; Juglandaceae.